Messenger RNA from Cucurbitaria berberidis CBS 394.84, 1121 nucleotides. RefSeq lists its product as uncharacterized. Bases 299 to 820 code for a protein of 173 amino acids. The transcript has 3 exons. The record is from RefSeq and is a predicted model, not a curated record. NCBI's taxonomy places the organism in Eukaryota, Fungi, Ascomycota, Dothideomycetes, Pleosporales, Cucurbitariaceae.
UGAGAUCUCAUUUCAUCUAUCGGACCGCCUUAUUACAAGGCUACCCAAGACCAAGCUGCCCCGGCCCGCUUCAGCCCCACCUUGAAACGCGCUGGACCCUGAACUUGGAGUAGUAAACGUCACUUCAGCCCGACUGCUUACGCGCAGCGCGGAGCUUUGUUGGACCGCGUAUCGUGAGGCUGAAACCACAACGAUCACUCCCCAGGCUGCUUUGCAUAGCAUUUCACCCCUCCUCUCCUCUCUUUUCUUCCCUCUCGCCUACUCCCCGUUGCUGUUGUCGUCAUCGCCUACACCCACCAUGACGGCCCCAACGCCCAUUUCCCCGCCCAUCCUCCCCGCCAACAACGCCGCCCCGUCGGACGGACCCGUCUCUCCCGUCUCACGAACCAGUACCUUCCCGCACAAGACGUCCCCCGCUGUCGCGACGCAGACACGUCUCAUUGACACGGCGACGCCGGCAAUUAAUUCUGUGCCUGUUGAGCUGGAUGGCAUGGCGACGAGUGCGGGAGACUUGCAGCGGAGACAGACGGGGGAGAGUGGAGUAGGCGGUGGUGGUGGUGGUAGUGGGGUGAUCAGCCCGGCAGACGAAGAGGAUAUUGACGCGGAGUUUCUUGGCGAAGGGGGGAAUGCGGGGAGGGAGGCUAGAGAGAAACGCGCUGCUAUACUUGCCUCGCGCUCAAAAGAUCCCAGCGUCAUCGUCGAUGUGCCGCAAUAUCCUACCGCCGAGGAAGUAGAAGCUGCGAAAAGUGCAGAGGGCAUGAUUACGCCUGGCUUGCAUUCGCCGGGGAUGGCGUCACGGUCGCUAGGAGGCGCGCGGUGAUAUGGAGAAUAUCGGAGGCUUUUGGCGCUGGGUUGGGUGGGUUGCAUUGGCUUGUGUUGCAGGAGUAGAUUUUCAAGGGAGGAGUCUUCACGAACAUGCAAGCGUUAAGGAUUUUGACUUAUCGAGGCUUUUAUGCUGAGAAUUUGGAUAUAUAGUUUCCUUCUUGGAUGGGAUGGAAUGGGUAAUAACCAUUGUUCAAUGGAUUUUGAUGCAUAUCGAGAUGUCUUCUUACGGGCAGUGUAUUGCAAGCAUUGGGUUGGCUCAUUUCCAUACCGUCGACCAUUUUACGAAAAACCAAUGC